AUGAAGACGAUCUUGCGUUUGUUGACGACGAAGGUAUUUCCGAGAGUGAAUCCUCAUGUGCCAUUUGAAGAGGUGGGCAUCCUGAGUCGGUUGGUGACAGACUUGGGUGAGGACGCACCGAGUCCAGUGGGUACGAUCCGCGUGCGCUGUGACCAGGCCGCCGCCUUCAUGGCCGCGUCGUGGAAGCACUGGGGACAGAGUCGACCGCCAGAACGUUUCCGUUGGCAAUACGUGGUUCGCACACAGGGCCGGACCUGGGUCUCCCCGGUGGCCGCCUUCGCCAUGGACAAGGGGUCUCCAGUGCGGAUCGUCUGGCAGGCGGCCGAUGAAAGAAGAGGGGGAGGCGGAGAAGGCAACGGAGGGGCGGAACACGCUAGUGGUGGUGGUGUCAGUGCUGGUGGUGUCAGUGCCACUGGCAGUACCGACUUAUCGUUUGAGUGUCCGUUGUACGACCUGUGUUCGGAUGUGGUGGUAGAGUUUUACUACCGUAUUGCGCCUCCGGAGGUCGGUGAGGAGCGUGCAGUGACGGAAAUCAUUUUCGGUACUCGUCACGACCGCGCGAACAGCGGCAGCGGCGAUCUGAGGAGAAGCGCAGACUUUUUGUCGCGCACCGGUUACGAUUUGAGUCGAAGCGGCGACUUGCUCCCCGAUGCCCAGGGCGAAGCGAGUGAGACGGAAAUUUCGACAGACUGGAGGCUAUACGGCCAUGUUAUCGUUCCAAUUCCCAGUGUGAUGGCUUACAGCAAGCGGAAGCAAAGGCAACAAAAGCGGCGAUCCGACCUGCGCCGGCGGAGCGACCCGAGGGGCGGUGCGGAGAUGCAUGCACAGAGCACGGACUUCCGGUGGAAGGCCUCUGAGGGCAGUCCGUCUACCUUGCGGCGUCGGAUACGCCUGGACACCGGCGACAAGGACCUCUUUUCGCCUAACCCUUCUUCACCGAGUUAUAUGGUCGUCGAAGAUAACAACGAAGAUAACGGCGAAGAUAACGAUAAGAGAACAGUCCGGCGCUACGGUGAACGGAGACUCGAAAAGUCGAGAUACAACCUCGCCGGCUGGCUGCACGUCUACCCUGUCGGACAACAACGCGACGAACACAAAUACCCCAGACCAAUGGCCGGCUACCCUGGAGUUGGCAUGCUCAGCCCGAAAUUCUCCCUCGGCUGUGUCCGCAUCGCCGUUCAACUGAAACUACGCUACAAAGGGUACAUGCUCGCCUAUAUGUGCAACCAAAACAAACCUGCUUCCAUCUGGACCUUGCCCACCACGCUCGAUGUGCAGGCUUUUGAGACCUCCGGCUCGAGACUGCACUGGGCAUCCACCCAACUGCCCCUCUGGAUCCACUGCCUCAUGCCCUACAAGCACGUAUACAGACAUCUGUACAAAUCCGUAUACAUAAAGCUGUAUGAUUUUGUGUGCGCACGCGUGUCCAAAUUUAACAAAAACGCAGAAAGCCGGAGAUCCCAGGUUGAGGACGAGAAUGAUGAGGAAGACGUGGUGCUCCAAGGCAUGUCAAGCUACAUUCAGGUCCUCUUUCCCGUGGUGAGCUGGGUUUCUAUCUGGUUGGUUACCUCACUAAUGCCAGUUGCGCUGCUGCCAGUCAGUAUUUUUUCGGUAAUGAUCCUACUGUCCAUGCCGUACUGGUCGUUACGGGACAUCCGCGCGACUGGUUGUCAGUUUCGGUCGGUGCAUCCGGAAAAGUCACGGCGCAAGUACACCGGAGAGAAGAAGCGCGUAUGUCCUGAAAACUGGAUUCCGCACGCGAUAGGUAUUCGGAGCAGCCGUAACAAGAACGUUUCGAGGUGGAUGAAUGACUACGCACUGUCCCUACGGUGUCCGCGAGAACUAGUUUCGGAACAGUUCAAACAAGAGGGGUACAAUAUUGCAGCGUUGUGUGAGCCAGCUGCGGCAAGUCCCCCCACGGGAGCGGCGGCCUCGGCCAUUGCCAGCCUGGGUGGCCUGGGCGGCGCAGGUAGUAACCAGGCAUCACAGGAGCCACCACAGUCUGGGGCAAAUGCCGUGAUGUACCCCUCGCUGAUUUACCCAGGAAACCCUUUCUACGAGAGUUCGAUUGGAUCCAUCUUCGGGCGAAUGGAUGUGAGUGUAUACGACCCAACAAAUAAUGAGCGAGUGUUUCCCGUGUUUAGUGACGACUGUCCACCAGUGGACGUCUUUAAGAUGCGCCAUCUGGCCAUAGUUGUGCUGGAAGCGGUGCAGUUCAUGUUCGCCAUUAAUGCGUGUUUCAUUGAGAAGAUACAGUUGGCUCUCAACUGGACAGAUCCCCUGCUGUCGCGACUGACGUACAUUGUCAUCGGCGUUCUUGCAGUGCAGGCAACCAUUACUAUUUGGCUGCUGUCGCUACUUCCUGCGUGGGUGUUGCGAACGAUGUUUAUUUUCGCGCCCCUUUUCAGCUUGCUGUUGCUGCUGGAUUCUCGCUUCAUCAAGGACUACAAGCUGCAUCGUAAGCUCGACCAGGUUCUCCUGAACGUGUCUGACGCGAUGGUCGGAUCGCACAUGGUCGGACGUGUGUGCGUGGAUGCCUGGGACCUCAUGUACAGCUCCGGGCUUAUGUCCUGGCCGGAACGCACCAAACGGAUAAUCGAACUCAAUGAAAAGGCUAUCAACCGAGGCAAGUCCGGCCGAGUCACGGCCGGGUCGCAAAAGGCCAACCCCUGUCCGCCGUCUCGCAUGGGCUUAAGCAAACUGGGAGGCACCAAGUCCGUCCCAGCACCGGCUACGACCGCUGAGCAGAACCCCGGCACCGGGAAAACGGACUGGCUCGACACUUUCUUGGGCGCUACGCCAAAAAGAAGAGAAGAGUUCAACGCCAAAUUCAGCGACGCCUUCCACCAGGCCAGACGCUGGCUACCCCAAAUAGCAAGCCAAGGGUCUUCUGGAGAGGCGGAAGGUCGCAGCGACGACCCGCUACGCCGUCCUUCACAAUCUGAGGCGGAAGCCCUUCGCGGGGCAGAGUCACGAGCAGCAGACGACAGUCGACCAGCAGACAUACGAGCAGCUGACGUAAGAGGGACCGACCGGCCCGUCGAAUCCGGUUCCCUGGCCGGUGGUCCCGCUGGCAGUUCCCUGAUUGGUUGUUCGCCCAAGAUAACUCGAGCCUCUGUCAACGCUCGGCUCCAGAGUGGGGAGACGCAAGCCCCGGUGAGCAGACUGCGACAAAUUUGCGGCGCUAUUUUCCGCUACACCCUCGGUUUCGAGUUGAAGUUUAUCAUCUACUGGUUGUGCCGCCUGCCGGACCGGCGCGAAAUCGAGCACCGACAAAUCUGUGCCACGCAAUGGCUAUCAGAAGACAUGGACGACCUUCUGCCGCCCAGCGCGAUAGAGUCAUUCGAUGUGUAUGUUGAGAAUCUGUAUUCGCGUAUCAAAAACAGCACCUUCCUGUGGGAGCGCACACUUGAGUCGGAAUCUUCGAAUGGCCGCAUAGACCGGCGGUGA
Messenger RNA from Gregarina niphandrodes, 3450 nucleotides. Its product is annotated as putative transmembrane protein. Lineage: Eukaryota; Apicomplexa; Conoidasida; Eugregarinorida; Gregarinidae. Bases 1 to 3450 code for a protein of 1149 amino acids. The record is from RefSeq and is a predicted model, not a curated record. The transcript has a single exon.